Messenger RNA from Bombus huntii, 1281 nucleotides. Its product is annotated as cilia- and flagella-associated protein 97-like. The transcript is spliced from 2 exons. Lineage: Eukaryota; Metazoa; Arthropoda; Insecta; Hymenoptera; Apidae. Gene Ontology annotation, biological process: spermatogenesis. Bases 1 to 774 code for a protein of 257 amino acids. The record is from RefSeq and is a predicted model, not a curated record.
AUGUCAUGCUUAGAAGAGAGUCAGGCUGAUUGUAGGUGUCUGUAUACAUUAACGUUAACAGAUGCAAUAAUUCAUGAACAAUUUUCUGAAAUGAAAGAUAGUUUCAAUCAUGUGCCCAGUAUUCAUGAAGUGGAUGAAGAAGAAACUGACGAGGAAAAUACCUGUGAUCAAGAAUCAAAGACCCCCAAAGAUAUUGAACAAUCUGCAGAUUUAGCAAAAGACACUAUAGAUGAAGAUUCCAUCUAUAGCAAUGACUCGUUCUGUUCUGAUGAGUCUGGCGAUGAAUCUGAAGGAACUAACAUCACAUCAAGAUCGCUUAAUGAGUCCCAUCAUUCUCCUGAAAUCACUAAUUGCACAAGUAAUCAAAAAGAUAGAAAAAGUAAAAAAGAAGAAGGAUCUGAAAAUAUAAUACAAAACAAUGAAAUUACAAACUUAGUUUCCUGUAGAAGUUCAAUAUCUGAAGAUAAUUCUAUAGGCAUCAAACAGGUAAGGAACAGAAGGAGGAAUAUGAGUUUUACAGAUGAUGAAAUUCGGAAGAUCGAAUGGGAGAAUCAAAUUCUUUUGAGAAAGAUAAUGGCACAACAAAGACCAAAGGAGAAGAUACUUCAUGAAAAUGUCCCAUCAACGCGCAUAAGCAGCUCUGCAAUAAAUAGAAAGAAAUUACAGAAGAAAAUAGAAAAUGAAAAUAUAUUACUGUUGCAAAGGAUACAACAAACUAAAUCACGUGUUAUGAACAAUACAACAAAACCUGGUUGUAGACAGACAAUUUUAUAAUCUGUAAGAAAAAAAUAAUUUUUAUAUGUCUUAGAUUACAGAAAAUUUUUGAUUGAUAUUGUCCUAUUUUACAUUAACUAUCUGUAAUACAAACCUUAUAACUGUGGUUUAUUUUCUGCACCACAAAAAAUUUUAAAUACUUAUAUUUUAAAAUUAUAAAGAAAAGAUGUCAAAUUUCAUAAAUAUACUUUAUCAGUUUUGUAAUAAAACUUAUUUUACUAAAUUAUUUUAAGCAGAUUUUAAUAAUUCUUUUCAUAAAUAAUUGAAUAUUUUAAGCCACUUUCUUUAAAACAAAUUAUUUAUAAAAGUAAGAUUCAAAUUAUUAAAACGCAGUAACUUUUUUACCAGUCUUGAAGAGUAGGUACACAUUUUUAUUUUGUUUUGUAUACAUCAUAACUUUGUAAAAUGUUUUGAAAACUUACCGAAGAAAUUUCUACAAGUCAAGACUAUAAAAAUCACAGUUCACACUCGUUCCAAAUAACUUAAUUAUUACCUUUCUUUACGUAA